Brassica rapa (field mustard) is the source of this 3170-nucleotide messenger RNA. RefSeq names its product protein FAF-like, chloroplastic. The record is from RefSeq and is a predicted model, not a curated record. Lineage: Eukaryota; Viridiplantae; Streptophyta; Magnoliopsida; Brassicales; Brassicaceae.
CAAAAAUAUGGUUUAAGUUAAAAUUUAUUAAUCUAAAAUUUCAUAAAACAUUGUUAGUGUUUUCAAAUCGAUUCUCUUGAAUUUUCACAAAAAGAUUCUUUUGGUCUAGUGAUAUUUCUAAUCGUUAUAAGUCUUUUAUACUAGGAGUAAAAUGCUUAUUCAUAUACGUAUUUGGAUUAUUCGAUUUCGUAUAAACUAGCUAGGAGACAUCACUCAAUGGAUAGGGUAUCCGUCAAUCGCUAACGAUUAAAUCAUAUUGUGGACAUUAAUAACUAUUCGUGUAAGAAUAUUCGCAAAACCUUUAUUGUCUAUGUGUGUUGGGGUAUAUAAUAAAGAUAUAGAUAAAUGAGGUAUCGAGGCAGAUGUUAGUGGUCAUUGACCAAGUGGAAAGGUUCAGACAGGGCUCCAAGGACCACCGUUAUGUGGAUGUUCGUCACACAUCACAACGUAUAUUUAAUCAGGCAGACUAAUUGACUAAAUGAAAACAAAUAAAAUAAAAUUAUUAUCAUUAACUACGUAACUCAUAACAAUUAUUCGAACGCACAAAUUAUAAUGACCAAAUAAAGUUGCUUUUUCGAUACUCAAGUAAACUCUUUAAUUACCGCAAAACAAAUACUAUAUUUAACGAAUAUCAUAACAACCAGCGUUUUUUUACAAAUGCUAUUAAAAACACCAUUCGACCUAGCUAAUAGUGAAAAAUAGAAGUAACACAGUUUUUUUUCUAUAUAAUACAUAAACAUCUUGGUUAAUACUUCUUCAGUCACUUUGAUACCAUCAACUCCGUUUUUGUGUUCAAACAGAGAACUUCGACUAUGAAUUAUAUAUAUAAGCAGUUUACUUGUUAACUAUAGAUCAUAUAUAUGAGCAGAGACCUGUGGACACAUUUAAGAAUAUGUGCUUAGAUAUUUUAAAUCACUAGGAAAUAGAAUAUCCAGCCCAUUGUGAAACGGGUUUAACGAGAAUGACCGUUCCGCAUUAUCAGACCUACCUACUAGCACAACUAGCACAGCUGCCAAGCUCGUGUACCAUUAAAUAUCUUGAAACAACCAAGUAACUAUUGUUGACCGAUACUAUUAUUGAUAUUUUCAUUCACUGCGGAUACUUAGAAAAUGCGGUGAUGUUGUGAUGAGUCUCCAUAACGCCUGGCUAUUAGAGAAUAGCAAUAUACUAUCAUGCAAUCAUAUUAUGUGGUUGAGGAUCACGAGGCUCCCACAAAACAACCAAUCACAUCGAGUCAAUAUCUCGUGGUUUGCUACUAUUGGAAGUUCAAUGAUUUUUUUGUCCAGAAAAAGUUGUAAUCUCUAGAAAGCUUCCACGUUGUUACAAUUUAAACUUCACCUAUUUUCGCUCUUUUUCUAUCAAAACCUAAAUAACAAAAGAGUUGAUGCAUAAGAAAUCCUCUGUUUUUUAAAAUGUGUGUUCUCUAGUCAUUUAAAUAUUUUUAUACAAAGAUGCGAUAUUUUAAGGAAAAAUCAAAUCAAGAAGUUUGAAAAGAGAAAUGAAUGGUGGCAUGAUUCCAUAGUAUAAAUAAUACUAGUCCAUAUAAAAUUAUUUGGCUGUGUCCAGAUAAUUAUAGCCAUCAAAAUUGGCACCACUUGGUCGCCCCUCUUUAUUCCAUUCUCUUCAUCCUUUGUGUAUUUUUCAUAUAUAAAAUAUUAAUGUAUUUAUUGGAGAUGUAGUAUCAUGAUAUCAGUUCAUGCAGUAUAGUAUUUAACAAGCUCCUAGAAAUGUGAUUUCAGCAGCGCGGUUAACAUUUAAUGAAACCAACAUAUAGAUGCAUCAUGCAUGCUGUCUAUGUCAUACGCCAUCAUUUGCAAUAUUCUGCCAUUUUUGUAGUAAAAUACCAAAAUGAAUUUCACUUAAGAAUAGAUCAGUAUUAAGUUCUAUAGGUUUAUGCUAUGCAUAACAUAAAACUAUAGUUGUUGAGGUAUAAAUAAUUAGAUUUAAGAUACCUAGUUAAUGCUAGUUAUUAUACAUAUAUAUAAACAACCUAAAACGUAACCAAAAUUAAGAUAUCUAAUUAAUGUAAUGCAUGCACAACAAAAUGUAUUAUGUUAUAUUAAAGCAAAUAUUAAAUCAUUACGGUUACUAAAGGAAAACCCAAAACUCAAUUUCAACAUUAUUAUUCAGUGUUACAGAAUAAUAUAAAGACCAGAGUCAUCACCAUCGUCAAAUUAAAUGGAAAACAAAAGUAAUACAUGUUAAACAAUUAAUCCGAUUCCAUUUGAACAUUAGAAUAUAACAUAUAUUUUAUCAUUUUAUUCGAGUAUGUUCCUCCUAACGAAUAUAUAUUUGACAAUACCAUCUUCCCGUUCAUGCCCAUCUCGUGUCCUCUCUACCUCUCUUACAACCUAAAAAAAAAACACAUACACACGAAGAAGAGAGAGCAAACUUUCCUUCUCUUUCUUCCUCCACCAAUGGCAGCCUAUAGAAGCUUUCAUCAAAUAUUCGAGAACCCAAUACAAAACAAGACUCCAAAGUCUUUUCUUGAUACACUCUCCUCUUCUUCGCCUUGGAACCCAAUCCCCAUCAAAGGGUACCACGUCACUGACCACGACGAAACGCCACCGUUUACAGAGAUAUUCGGUGAGCUCCACUUCAAGGAAUCAUCCUCAACCGAGAACAGCAGUCUGCAGCUGUGUACCGAAGGUCUAGGGUCAGAGAGUUAUUACGACUUGGAAGAUGGAAAAGUCAACUGUGACGGUAACGGAGAAGAUGAGAUUGAAGUAAAGGGUAAAGAAGAAAACGGAAGCAACGAUGAGGAGUGUGGACCACAGGAAAAGGAACGGAAAGAGUAUCCGCCGGCGAUGACGAGGAUGAGCUUCAAGACGUAUAGAGAAGAAGGGAGGCUUGUGUUGGAAGAAGUUAGGAUUCCGAGGAGAGAAUUUCUUCGAGCCAGCCGUGAAGACGGUAGACUCAAAUUGAAGCUGGUUCAAUCCGAUGAGGAUGAAGAUGAGAAGAAAGAUAAACCGGUCUGAUUUGUAUCCUUAACUCCCUAUUACACAAGAUCAGUGACAGUAAUAAACGUACAAAUGUUAAAAACCUUUGUUAUGCGAGUUUUGUACUUAACUAAACUUAAGCUUUUAUCGCUUAACUAUGCCGUUCUAUAAUGUUACCAGUGCCAAGGUCGAAUAUUCCUUUUUAAAGAUUAGAUUUGUUUUUUUUUUAUU